AUGUCUUCUGUCCAGCACAAGUUCCUUAAGCAAAAGUCUGUUGGCGUUGUUGGCGUCCCUUUCUCUGGUGGCCAGCCUAGAGCUGGUGUUGACCUUGGUCCUCUCAAGAUCAUCGAGUUUGGACUCUUGGACCAACUCAAGGAACUCAACUGGCAGGUCAAGUUUGAUGGCCACCGCGAUUACACUGCCAUGAAGCCUGCCUCUGAUCCUCCAGUUGGCAAGCUCCUCAAUGCUCGCCAUGUUUCUGCUGUGACGGAAUCUGUUGCUGAAUCCGUUUCUACUCAUCUCAAGGAGGGCUCCCUUGCCCUUACCUUGGGUGGUGACCAUUCUAUCGCCUUGGAACUAGCACUGGAGAGCGGCAAUAUCCACGGCUGCCCUAUUUCCUUCUUACUUGGAAUUGCUGGACAGAUCAAUGAGUUUAGCUGGGUCAAGCCUUGCCUUAGCCUGAUCGCAUUGUCUAUAUUGGUCUUCGCGAUGUCGAUGCUGGCGAGAAAAAGAUCUUACGGGAGCAUGGCAUUAAGGCUUUCUCAAUGCACGAGGUUGAUAAGUAUGGUAUCUCUAAGGUUGUUUGAGAUGGCCAUCGAACAUAUUUCUCCCAACCUCUCACACCCUAUCCAUCUCAGCUUCGACGUUGAUGCUCUCGACCCUACAGUCGCCCCUUCCACUGGUACACCCGUUCGUGGAGGACUGACCUUCCGUGAGGGUCAUUACAUCUGCGAGGCUAUUCACGAGACCGGAUGUUUAGUUUCAAUGGAUUUGAUGGAGGUUAACCCUUCACUUGAGGAUGAUAACGCUGUCUUCCAGACCGUUACCAUUGGUUGCUCUUUGGUGCGCUGCGCUUUGGGAGAGACUCUUCUCUUAAAUCAUUAA
Lobosporangium transversale is the source of this 870-nucleotide messenger RNA. RefSeq names its product arginase. Bases 1 to 870 code for a protein of 289 amino acids. Gene Ontology annotation, molecular function: manganese ion binding; arginase activity. Gene Ontology annotation, cellular component: cytoplasm; cytosol; nucleus. The record is from RefSeq and is a predicted model, not a curated record. NCBI's taxonomy places the organism in Eukaryota, Fungi, Mortierellomycota, Mortierellomycetes, Mortierellales, Mortierellaceae. The transcript is spliced from 4 exons.